GCACAUCUACACACGCUUACAUACAUGCUCUACAUGUUAUAUGUAGACUCAAAAUGAAUCCAUUGUGCUACAGCCGAGCCCUCCCACUCCCGCCUCGGUUGGAAGAGUCAUCCUUGCUCUUGCAAAUAUCUCAGUGUUGAGAUAUUAUUGCGUUCUGAUUCACAUUAUUUAUUUAUUUUAAAGACAUUAAAGCAAAGUGCAAAAGUCACUUUGCUGCUGUUUAGUUUGGAUUUAGUUUUUGCAUUCCAGUGCGCUGAGGAGGCGAUAAAAAGCACUUUUUUUGCGUUAUCGCUGUCACUUUAAGGGGGGACUGUUUGAGACAAAUCAUCCAGUCCCCUCGUGUCUUGCUCAGACAGCUCCAGUGUGUGUGUGUGUGUGUGUGUGCGUGUGUGCGCGCGUGUGUGUGUUCCUGUGUCCGUGAGUGAGAGAGAGGGAGAGAGACAUUGUAAGAAUGAGCUGGGAAUAAAAGCGAGCCAGAAGUGUCUUGUUAUUAGCAUGCUGCUCUGGUCACUGAGGCCCUUCUGCUUCUCCGCUUUAACGUCGUCAGACUUCAGGCCUGUAAACCAUCCAGCCUCCUACACUGAAUACAUCUACGAAGAUGUGAAUUUAAUUGCAAACUUAAAAGGAUGAAAAGGAUUGGCUUUAAGGCAACAGCAAGAAGGGUGAGUGCAGCAGCCCCUGUAACCGGUUUUGUCAGGGCUCAGCUUUGGAAACGGACCUGGCACAUUUCCUCACAUCCCUUUGUCAGCUUGGCUGCUUCUUAACACACUGUCAUAGUCUUCCUUGGGGGGAAAAAAACCUUGAAACGUCCGUAUCCCUCAGCUCCGAUCAGAGCAGAAGGAUCUUUAUCAACAAAAAAGUUGAACAGAUUCAGGAACGCGUCACCUUCGAGAUGCUCAAUCUCAACUCCCUGGAUGACAACAGCAACACGAACUCUGGCCACGACUUGGUGUCGCUGAAUGUCGGUGGAGAGGUUUACGCCACAACCCUGGACACGCUGACGCGCUGCCGUGACUCGAUGCUGGGCGCCAUGUUCACAGGACAACUCCCCGUGGUCAAGGACGCCAGGGGGAACGUUUUCAUAGACCGCGACGGUAAAGUGUUCAGGCACAUUCUGAACUUCCUGCGCUCCAGCUCCCUGGAUCUGCCUGAGAGCUUUACCGAGCUGGCUCUGCUCCGGAGAGAGGCCGAUUUCUUCCAGAUCCACCCGCUGCUGGAGGAGAUUCGCCGCUAUGAGGCCUCAGUUCCUCUCAGCCUUCGAGCAGGGCCCCUGGGAGCCAUGAUGAUCGUUAAUGUUGAGUCCAAGGUCCGUGUUCUCCACUUUAACUUACGCCACGGGCCCGAAAACUAUGAGCUCCGUACAUGCUCGGUCCCAGCCUUUACAGUCGACCUCUUUUGUACCUGGGGGGCUUUCCUAGCACUGCUGUGUCAGCACUUCUCCUACAGGACAACCCAGGGCCUCUCGAGCGUCCGUCCGUGGAGCCAGAACAGGAUGAAACUGGAAUGGGCGCCGAAGCCCGACGAACUCCCCCAGGAGCAGUACGACAAGCAGCGCUAUCGAGGGUUGAUCGCGCGCGGCCUGGAGACCACGCAGUCUGAGGACAUCAUGAACGCGCACAGGAUUCUGUGUGAGGUCACAGACAUGCAGGGGUUCGUGGAGGAGCUGCUUAAGGUGUCUCUGGCCGAAGGGUUCAGGGUUGAUGUUGUGACUCCUGACCCAGCAGAAAUACUUAACUGCACCUCACUGCGGCUGGUCAAGGGCUGAGCUCUGGCUGAAGAACCAAAGUAACAUUUAUUUGGUUUAAUCGAACCUUUUAUUAGUUGAGUUACAUUAAACUUUUUUUUACUAUUUCAGCAAUCUUCCUCUGUCCUAACGUUAUCACCUAUGUUGCUACAUUUCUUGAAAUUCUCCUAUUGUAUAUGAUGUUUAAACUGACUCUAGGGCUAUAUUUGCUUGCCCUUGCAACAGCUUACUGGUGGAGUCAGGUGAGUUGACUCAGACUGUGUAAUUUUAGUGUGGAGGAAGCAGUACUUCCUCCAUACAAGCAGUAGUUUGGGUCAGGAAAAGAUUUGUCUUGCUUAAAGAGGAAAGGUGUCUCGUUCUUAAAACAAACCCGGCCUUGUUUUUUUCUUGUGUUUCCUCUAUGAACUUCCUUCCGAGGCUUGUGUGAGGUACGAUGAGGGCGGAUGGCUCCGCAUCUACUACAGUAUGAUAGAAGGGGCGUGGCGGUGACCUGUGAUGCUUAACUCCCGAUCCUGUAGUUUAUUGCACUCAUCAACUGUGUGUUUUGUCUUCCACCACAGGAGCGAUACAGUGGAACCCCAACUUUCUAUGUCACGACUCCAUCAGAGGGAGCUCGGGUUCUCUCCUGAGCUUUGACAACACAUAUGUAGCAUAAGCACAACACAUUAUUUACUUAACACAGGAUACUGUACUUGAUUAUACUUGAUUUUUUUGUGAUUUUUACAUUGAAGAUAAUAAAAUCAUUUUGUUAAGAGGUGCCUUUACAUUAACACAAUGCUUCCUGGUAACAUCUUGUUACUGUUACUUAUAUCUGUGAAUUGUGUUAUGAUUUAGUGUUUAGCUACUGUUAAAGAUGCAAGGUUUUCCUUAACUGGACACUAAAGGUCUUAUUUUUAAUUAUUCACGAUUUUACCUUAGCCUGCCCCUGACCAAUAAAAAUAUUUCUUCUUAUUUUUGUAUUUGGGAAAAUAAAUAGAUCAGAUAUAUAUAUAUAUAUAUAUUAUUUUCUUUAUUGGUAUUUUGAUUUUGGGAAUUCAGUGUUUGACUAAAAUAGAAAAACAAUUUGAGGUUUGAACUGCAGUAUGUGGAAAAAAAGGAUUUGGAAUGUUUUCAGCUUUAAAGUUUUCUGUAUUUCUGUCUUUCAGAUUUUGCUACUUGAACUUUGUAAAAAUGUGUCAAAAUCAAAUGUGCCUUUACUUCAAAUGUAAUAAUUAACAGUAUUCAUUCAUUAUUGGUAUUUACAAUUAGUACUACACAGCUCAUACUUCAUAAGGAAAUUUUGUUUUGUUUACACUGAAUGCAGAGUUGCAAUAACAUAUUUCUACACUUGAGCGAAAAGAUGCAUACAUUUUAGGAUGUGCACUUUUAUGUUUCUGCAGUAACCUGCUGUACAUGCAGCAUUUAAAUGUGGGGAAUGUUUGGCUUUUUUUAUUGUUAAUACCAGGGUUUAUGGAUUUGUUUCAAAUAAAUGAAUGAACAAAUUACCAUAUAA
Molecule: messenger RNA, 3236 nt
Organism: Betta splendens (Siamese fighting fish)
Lineage: Eukaryota; Metazoa; Chordata; Actinopteri; Anabantiformes; Osphronemidae
Product: BTB/POZ domain-containing protein KCTD21-like
Exons: 2
Coding region: 893-1765 (290 amino acids)
Biological process (GO): protein homooligomerization
Molecular function (GO): protein binding
Source: RefSeq, a predicted model, not a curated record